Chinchilla lanigera (long-tailed chinchilla) is the source of this 4564-nucleotide messenger RNA. It is a transcript of the gene Dennd1a, whose product is annotated as DENN/MADD domain containing 1A. NCBI's taxonomy places the organism in Eukaryota, Metazoa, Chordata, Mammalia, Rodentia, Chinchillidae. Gene Ontology annotation, cellular component: clathrin-coated vesicle; cytosol. The record is from RefSeq and is a predicted model, not a curated record. Gene Ontology annotation, molecular function: guanyl-nucleotide exchange factor activity; phosphatidylinositol phosphate binding. The coding region runs from base 40 to 3534 and encodes 1164 amino acids. The transcript is spliced from 26 exons. Gene Ontology annotation, biological process: endocytic recycling; endocytosis.
UCCUUAUUUUCUUGCAGGCACGUCAGUGUAUUUGAGAAGAUGGGAGAAUCCAUUCUCUAUAGUUGUUUUCAAUGGAGGAUCAGAAGUGUGCUGAGCCUGGUAUAUUGCCAGAAUGGAAUUUGCAGCUACAGUUUUUCCAGAUUUCAGUCAGGCUGGUUUAGGCAAAACCCGGAGACCACGUUUGAAGUUUAUGUGGAAGUAGCUUAUCCUAGGACAGGUGGCACUCUUUCAGAUCCUGAGGUGCAGAGGCAAUUCCCGGAGGACUACAGUGACCAGGAAGUUCUACAGACUUUGACCAAGUUUUGUUUCCCCUUCUAUGUGGACAGCCUCACAGUUAGCCAAGUUGGCCAGAACUUCACAUUCGUGCUCACUGACAUUGACAGCAAGCAGAGAUUCGGGUUCUGCCGUUUAUCUUCAGGAGCCAAAAGCUGCUUCUGUAUCUUAAGUGGUGAUGGAGUGUAUUGUAUAGCAGUAAAGAAAAAAGUUGAGACAUGUUGUAGUCAUGAACUCUAUCUCCCGUGGUUCGAGGUAUUUUAUAAAAUACUUAACAUCUUGGCAGAUUACACAACAAAAAGACAGGAGAGUCAGUGGAAUGAACUUCUUGAAACUCUGCACAGACUUCCCAUCCCUGACCCAGGCGUGUCUGUCCAUCUCAGCGUGCAUUCUUACUUUACUGUGCCUGAUACCAGAGAACUUCCCAGCAUACCUGAGAACAGAAAUUUGACAGAAUAUUUUGUGGCUGUGGAUGUAAACAACAUGUUACAUCUGUAUGCCAGUAUGCUGUAUGAACGUCGGAUCCUCAUCAUCUGCAGCAAACUCAGCACUUUGACUGCCUGCAUCCACGGCUCGGCCGCGAUGCUCUACCCCAUGUACUGGCAGCAUGUGUACAUCCCCGUGCUGCCCCCACAUCUGCUGGACUACUGCUGUGCUCCCAUGCCCUACCUCAUAGGAAUCCAUUUAAGUUUAAUGGAGAAAGUCAGAAACAUGGCCCUGGAUGAUGUUGUGAUUCUGAACGUGGACACCAACACCCUGGAAACUCCUUUUGAUGACCUCCAGAGCCUCCCAAACGAUGUGAUCUCUUCACUGAAGAACAGGCUGAAAAAGGUAUCCACAACCACCGGUGACGGCGUGGCCAGAGCCUUCCUCAAGGCCCAAGCUGCUUUCUUCGGUAGCUACCGAAAUGCUCUAAAAAUUGAACCAGAGGAACCCAUCACCUUCUGCGAGGAGGCCUUCGUGUCCCACUAUCGCUCCGGAGCCAUGAGGCAGUUCCUGCAAAACGCCACACAGCUGCAGCUCUUCAAGCAGUUUAUUGAUGGGCGAUUAGACCUUCUCAAUUCUGGUGAAGGUUUCAGCGAUGUUUUUGAGGAGGAGAUCAACAUGGGGGAAUAUGCUGGCAGUGAUAAACUGUACCAUCAGUGGCUCUCCACGGUCCGGAAAGGAAGCGGAGCAAUUCUCAAUACUGUAAAGACAAAAGCCAAUCCAGCCAUGAAGACUGUCUACAAGUUCGCAAAAGAUCAUGCAAAAAUGGGAAUAAAAGAGGUGAAAAACCGCUUGAAGCAAAAGGACUUCGCAGAGAACGGCUGUGCCGCCACUGCAGAGGAGCCGCUGCCAAAGACUGCGCCAUCACCCCUGGUGGAGGCCAAGGACCCCAAGCUCCGAGAGGAUCGGAGACCAAUCACAGUCCACUUUGGGCAGCCACAAAGACUCCGUCCCACUCGACCGCCGCCUCCCAAGAUACAGCGCUCAAGGCCCGUUCGCCCGCCCCGUCCUCACGUUGUCAAGAGACCGAAGAGCAACAUCUCCGUGGAAGGCCGAAGGACGUCCGUCUCAAGCCCCGAGCAAGCAAGGGCAGGCCACUGCGUGGGGCGAAGGCGUGGACACCGCGGCCCGGCACACAGGCGGGAUCUGAACCCACGAGCGAGCUCAGCUCCCCUCUCUGGGGCCUGUGGCCCGUCGCGGCCCUGCCUGGUAAAGCCCUUGCGACACUAUGCGGUCUUCCUCUCCGAGGACUCCUCUGACGAUGAAUGCCAGCGGGAAGAGGCCCCGAGCGCUGGCUUCACCGAAAGCUUUUUCUUCUCCGCUCCCUUUGAAUGGCCACAACCAUAUCGGACGCUCAAGGAGUCAGACAGCGCAGAAGGUGACGAGGCAGAAAGUCCCAAACAGCUGUCACGGGACCCCAGGGCCCCUGUCCCCGUACCCUCUGACCGGGCGGCCAGUAUCGACCUCCUGGAAGACGUCUUCAGCAACCUGGACAUGGAGGCCCCGGUGCAGCCGCUGGGCCAGGCCAAGAGCCUAGAGGAUCUUCGGGCCCCCAAAGACCUGCGAGAGCAGCCAGGGACCUUUGACUAUCAGAGGCUGGACCUGGGCAGGAGCGAGAGGAGCCUCGGGAUGAUGGUGGCCUUGAAGCUUACCCACCCAUACAACAAGCUCUGGAGCCUGGGCCAGGAUGACAUGGCCAUCCCCAGCAAGCCCCCCAGCACCUCCCCUGAGAAGCCCGCGACUCUCCUUGGCAACUCCCCGAGCCUGCCUUGCAGGCCCCAGGCCCAGGACAGCAUCCUGAACCCCAGCAACAAGGAGGAGGCCCCCACCCCCACUCCUGGCAGCAUCACCAUCCCCCGGCCACAGGGCAGGAAGACGCCAGAGCUGGGCAUCGUACCUCCACCACCCACCGCCCGCCCGGCCAAGCUCCCAGCUGCCAGCGGCACGCUCGGGGACUUCUCAGCAGAUCGGGAGAGGCAAGCUGCUCUGAACCCAGCCCUGUUCCCGGGGCUCCUCCCCAGGGCGGCCCCCCAAGGCCCCACGGAACUGCUGCAGCCGCUCAGCCCCGCCCCAGCAGCUACAGGCAUGGGCAGUGAUGCCCUGCUUGCCCUCCUGGACCCACUUAACACAGCCUGGUCAGGCGACAUCGUCCCGCCACACCCUGCCGCCCCAAACGUGGCCACCCCGUUCACCCCCCAGCUCAGCUUUCCCGCUGCGGGGACCCCCGCCCCCUUCCCUCAGCCACCUCUCAACCCUUUCGUCCCAUCUGUGCCAGUAGCGCCCGCUACCCUACGCCUGGGCUCCACACCAGCUGGGCCUUUUGGUGUCCCCCCAGCUUCCUUGGGGCCGGCUUUUGCGCCCAGCCUCCUCCUGUCCAGUUCUGGCUUCUGCGCACCUCACAGGUCUCAGACCAACCUGUCCGCCCUCUCCAUGCCCAACCUCUUUGGUCAGGUGCCUAUGGGCACUCACACCAGCCCUCUACAGCCACUGGGACCCCCCUCAGUCGCCCCAUCGAGGAUCCGAACAUUGCCCCUGCCCCGCUCAAGUGCCAGGGCUGCUGAGGCCAAGCAGGGGCUGGCCCUGAGGCCCGGGGACCCCCCACUCCUGCCUCCCAGGGCCCCCCAGGGCCUGGAGCCAGCAUUGCAGCCCUCUGUCCCUUCGCAGGCCAGAGACCCCUUUGAGGAUUUGUUACAGAAAACCAAGCAGGACGUGAGCCCGGCCCCGGCCCCCAGCUCAGUGGAACAGCUCCGGAGGCAGUGGGAGACCUUCGAGUGAGCAGGUGGAGGGCACAGCGCCGCGGCAGCCCUCUGCCCUGACUCUGCCUGCUGGGGUGUGCUGGUAGGGAGGGAUGGGGCCUGCUCCCCACCCCUCCCCCACACUGCUCUUCUCCGAGCUCUAGCCCUGGGGAAUGGUGCCACUCACCGCCUGGGAAGUGCCCACCCGCCACGCCCUUCUCAGCACCCUGCUUGGGUUUUGCACUAGAGUCAGCUGGGCCAGCGACUGCCCCAGACCUCGUCCUCCACCCCCUUCCCACGCUCUGGCCCACGAGGAGUCCUGCUCUUCUGUCCAUCCUGCAGCCAGGCUGCCCCCACGGGCCCACGGUCAGCUCGAGCCCCAAGCCGAGCUGUGUGCAGGAGACACAGGUGGCUCGGGGGUGGCGUGCGGGCCCUUCCCGGGCUGCAGGGCUCCCCAGCGGGGCACGUCUCCAAACCCUCUCUAGCAAUACGCUCUCUUCGUAAGUCUCCACCCCAGCCCACGGGUUCCAGUUGUCUCUCGGGGCCAGGUUGUUCCUCCAGGCCCCUCAUGGUGGCCAAACCCAGCCCCAGACAUUGCUGUGUAGGGCCCAAGCACACCAGCAGCUCUCUAUUAGUAGAAGGAAAAAAAUCCCCACAGCCUGAGUGUCACCGUGGGACCUCCCGACUCUCCCGCCCUCUGUCCCUGUCAGAGACGGGGCGCAGCCUCCUGCCCUCUGGGACUUCACGGGCAGAGCUGAGCAGCCACCACCCGGAUCCCAACUCAAGGCCAUAGACGACGAGGUGCCACUGCGGCCUGGGCACCCUGGGGCAGGACCGGGCGGCCCUGGACCCUCAAGGCCCCUGUGGACGGGACUCACGUGGAGGCCUAAGAGCCAGCCCCUCCUCACCCACCGAGCUGCUCGCCAGCAGAGAAAUUCCUGAGGCCAACAUCACCAAAGUUAAAUUGGAAUGUAUUGUUAUUGUUUCUUUUAUCUCUCUUUUCCUUUUUACCUUAUUGAUUUGAUGAAUCUUGAAAACUGACUCUUUUCAAUAAACCGAGUUUAAAAACA